Messenger RNA from Clarias gariepinus (North African catfish), 1722 nucleotides. RefSeq names its product arylsulfatase I. Lineage: Eukaryota; Metazoa; Chordata; Actinopteri; Siluriformes; Clariidae. The coding region runs from base 1 to 1722 and encodes 573 amino acids. The transcript has 4 exons. The record is from RefSeq and is a predicted model, not a curated record.
AUGACCGUGGUCCAGGGCUUUCGUUUGCCCUCUUUCUGGGUUGCACUCGGCUGCCUCUCGUGCCUGAGACUGGCACUGAUGCUCAACGCAGGCCGCAAGACCUAUUCAAAACCACCUGCCAACAUUAAGGUGCCUCCGCACAUCAUCUUUGUGAUGGUGGACGAUCAGGGCUACAGUGAUGUGGGCUACCAUGGCUCGGACAUCCACACACCGGUGCUGGACCAGCUGGCUGCUGAAGGGGUGAAGCUGGAGAACUACUACGUCCAGCCCAUCUGUUCACCAUCUCGAAGCCAGCUCAUGACUGGACGGUAUCAGAUUCACACAGGCCUUCAGCAUUCCAUCAUCCGUUCACGCCAGCCCCUGUGUCUGCCCCUGGACACGCCCACGCUUCCCGAAAGGCUGCGUCAGGCCGGCUACAGCACACACAUGGUCGGGAAAUGGCACUUGGGCUUCUGCCGGCCUGAGUGUCUGCCCACUAGCCGUGGAUUUCAAAGCUUUCUGGGUUCCCUGACCGGUAGUGGAGACCAUUUUAACUUCCAGAGCUGUGAUGGAGCGGAGACCUGCGGCUUUGACCUGCACGACGGUGAACGGCCGGCCUGGGAGUUGAGUGGGAAUUACUCCACAUCUCUGUAUGCACAGAGGGUGAAAACGAUCUUGCGGACUCAUGACCGGCGGAAGCCUCUCUUCCUGUAUGUGGCUCUCCAGGCUGCUCACACUCCUCUACAGGCUCCUGCCCAUCUCCUUCGGCGUUACGCUUCUCUCGGGAAUCAUCCCCGGCGCCAUUACGCCGCCAUGCUGAGUGGUGUGGACGAGGCUGUGGGCGAGAUUGUGUCGGAGAUGCGUAAUCGAGGCUACUACCACAACUCUGUUCUCGUCUACUCUUCGGAUAACGGAGGCCAGCCUCUGUCAGGUGGCUGCAACUGGCCCCUGCGUGGAGGCAAAGGCUCAUACUGGGAGGGAGGAGUGCGAGCUGUGGGCUUUGUUCACAGCCCUCUCCUGAAAAUGAAGAAGAGGAUCAGUCGGGCUUUAAUACAUGUUUCAGAUUGGUACCCGACGUUACUGUAUCUGGCAGGAUCUCCCGAGCCAAACCCCCAACGCUUAGAUGGGUGUAACGUGUGGGGGGCCAUCAGUCAGGGUCUAACUUGCCCUCGUACCGAAAUCCUGUUCAACAUCGACCCUAUUUCGCGGCGGCACGGAGAACACGAUCGCAGGCUGCUGACGGUGAACGGCUUGGGCAUCUGGGACACGGGAGUGCGUGCGGCGAUCCGAGUGGGUGACUGGAAGCUCCUGACGGGCAACGUGGGAGACGGAGAUUGGUUUCCUCCGCAGAUCCUGCCUGGCACUCCACAUCAGUGGCAGGAUGUCGAGAAGAGACAUGACCAGCAUGGGAAGUCUGUCUGGCUCUUUAACAUCAGCGCCGACCCGUUUGAGAGGCACGACCUGACGCAGGCCCGGCCUGACCUGGUCAAGCUUCUUCUUUUAAGGAUUGCGGAGUACAACCGCACCGCUGUGCCUGCAAGAAACCCGCCAGAUGAUCCGAUGGCUGACCCCCAGCUCCACGGAGGUGUGUGGAUGCCGUGGCUGGCGAAGGACGAAGGAGAGGGUGCAGACAGGAGAGGAGCGCCAGACAGACGCAACUGGAAGCUUCGCUUCAAAACCUGCAAAGUGUGCAAACUGAGAGCUCUGUUUAGAAAGGUGGAUCGGUCAGAAAAUGAGAUAUGA